Molecule: messenger RNA, 1494 nt
Organism: Fulvia fulva
Lineage: Eukaryota; Fungi; Ascomycota; Dothideomycetes; Mycosphaerellales; Mycosphaerellaceae
Exons: 2
Coding region: 1-1494 (497 amino acids)
Source: RefSeq, a predicted model, not a curated record
AUGUCUAGCUCCACACACUCAGACGACUGGGUCUUCAGGCUCUGCGGAACAUGCACAUCCAAGACCAUUGACAUUAGGCGACUGGCUGAGGAGGACAUCGAGGCUGAGAUCUUGGACCUCUUCGAAGCUGAAUCCGACGUCCAAGUUUCGUACCAUCAAACUGACGAAUACUGCAAAGAUAGUCGAUCGCUGAAGACUCUUUUCGAACCAGGCGCUUACCAAAACACUCCUGUCCAUAUUCACUUCAGCCGUCAGCCAACUCCUACGGCCGAAGCUGGUAGCUGGUUUGCAGCGCGUCUUUCAUUUCGCCUUGCAGAUGACAGUCCCAUGCGACAUAUCUCGCCCACCUUUUGGCCAAGCAGACUUAUGAUGGUGCACAGGGGCAGUACCACCGCAGAGCUGGUAUCUAACGUCCGGCGUCUUGUCAGAAGCAAGCUGGAGCGUGAUCCCUUGUUGAACGAUGUUCAAGUGCCCACGGACGAAGUGCUCGAAGAUGAGCAUAAGAUCAGACCACGCUUGCAGACACGAUUCAAGACCAUUGUUCAUUCACCCACGGAUGCUCUUGCACGCCUAGACCUCGACUGCGAGGAUGCGUACAUCAGCCGUGUCGAAAUCAUCCAGGACCUGUUUCACGAUCUGGAGUCCGUUCAGCACAUGGAGAUUCCGAUCACGAUCAAGUUAUGGAUCAGCGAGCAAACAGUCCAAGACGGUCACAAUGUUGUUACGCGAUGUGUUCCAAAGCAUACCACGCCUCUUCACGUCCGCAUUGGAUCGUUUGCCUAUAAGACUGCGGGCGUCAAAGGGAAUGUCACUGUCGAGUAUCCGUUGCUCGCCAAGAUCCGCCCAGUCAGCUUCAGAUACGAUGGUCUUUGCAGAAUGGAGGCCUGGGACUUUGACGAUCUGGCCAUUAAUGAUGUGCACCAUGCGACUUGGGCUCCCUUCAACAGAUUCCACCUCGAAGGACAAUUCCGCAGCGCCCAAAAUGAACGGCAGUUGGCCAUACAAGUCGAGAAGGCGCAUGAAAGGGGAGACUACGGGCGAAUACCACAACUACCUACCAUGGCUUUGAGACCAACCCACCAGGCGUCUGACAUCAGGCAAAAGCCUAGCGCCGAAGUCACAGUAGCCGUUAGCUUCGUCAAUCACCUUCCAGACGAUGCUUUCCAGAACCUCAACAUGGCGAUCAAUUGUCAGCUCGCUUUGACGGAUCACGACGCACCUGCAGAUGCAGAGCAAGAAAUAUUCAAGUUUAUCAAAGAGGCAGCAUCAACCGCUGGGUACACUUUGUUCAACGUCCGUGCGAAGGACACAUGGAGAUGUGAACUAUGGGUCAUGAAUCAGGACUACAUUUCGCCGAAACUUUACAGAUUUGAGGAUGGGACUUUCGCACAGUUCAUGCUUCGUGAGAGGAUGGAGGAGAGAGGGCGGAAGAUGUACAUGGAGUGUCAUAUCUGGCCGAAGGAGCAUCGGACGGCGCGAGCUUUGCCUUGUUAA